Messenger RNA from Juglans microcarpa x Juglans regia, 1873 nucleotides. RefSeq names its product protein TIC 55, chloroplastic-like. Gene Ontology annotation, molecular function: chlorophyllide a oxygenase activity; 2 iron, 2 sulfur cluster binding. NCBI's taxonomy places the organism in Eukaryota, Viridiplantae, Streptophyta, Magnoliopsida, Fagales, Juglandaceae. Gene Ontology annotation, biological process: protein targeting to chloroplast. Gene Ontology annotation, cellular component: chloroplast. The record is from RefSeq and is a predicted model, not a curated record.
ACGUUUUUUUCAUCUUUUGUUGGAGAGCCUGAGAUUUGUGGUCAGGAGUGGUGCCACCCUCUUGCAAGCAGAACCUCACUCACUUUUUCCUCCCUUUCCUCACUUUCCCCUUCCGUCUUUCUGCAAUUACACUCCACAAACAAAAAAUGGCUUUGUUGCUCCCAUUUCCCUCUCACAAUGCUUCGCUCUCUUGCUCUGUAUCCACCUCAAAGCUCAAACUAACAGCAACGCCAUUACCGCCGCUACUUUCUCUGACACUACCCCUCAGACAAACACUUUUAAGAAAAAGCAACACCAAGUGCGGUGCGGUCGCUGAUAUCAAAGGUGUGCCUCCGCUUGAAGAGGAUUACCAGGUUCUUGUGGGUCCUGCCACUGAAGAGGAGCGGCGUGGGGAGAGGGUUGUGGCGGACUACGAUUGGACGGAAGAAUGGUACCCGCUGUACCUCACCCAGAACGUGCCCGAUGAUGCACCUCUGGGUCUCACCGUCUUCGAUAAGCAUAUCGUGCUGUAUAGAGACGCGGAAGGUUAUCUGCGCUGUUACGAGGAUCGCUGCCCCCACAGACUUGCAAAACUAUCCGAAGGCCAGUUGAUUGAUGGAAGACUAGAAUGCCUGUACCAUGGCUGGCAAUUUGAAGGCAACGGUAAAUGUGUGAAGAUACCUCAGCUCCCGGGUGAUGCCAGAAUUCCUCGAUCAGCUUGCCUCAGAACGUAUGAGGUGAGGGACUCACAAGGAGUUGUGUGGGUGUGGAUGUCUCAGAAGACACCACCCAACCUUAACAAAAUACCUUGGUUUGAGAACUUUGCCAGGCCAGGUUUUCAGGAUACUUCAACCACUCAUGAGCUUCCCUACGAUCACUCCAUACUUCUUGAGAACCUCAUGGAUCCCGCACACGUCCCGAUUUCACAUGAUAGAACAGAUUGGAGUGCAAAAAGGGAGGACGCUCAACCGCUGGGUUUCGAGGUGACUGAACGUACUGACCGAGGAUUCGCAGGCUGGUGGGGUAAGGCAAAAGAUCAACCUCUGCCAAACUUCUUACGCUUUGAAGCGCCUUGUGUUCUUCAAAAUAACAGGGAGCUUGUCGAUGAGAAUGGGGAGAAGCACUACUUCACAGGGCUAUUCCUUUGUAGACCGACAGGACAAGGGAAAUCCAUGGUUAUUGUAAGGUUUGGAGGAACAAAAAGAUCCCCCUUGUCAAAAUUGUUCCCGCAAUGGUACUUUCAUCAGAAUGCCGGUAAGGUGUUUGAGCAAGAUAUGGGUUUCCUCUCUUCCCAAAACGAGUUCCUAAUGAAGUCAAAAGUGCCAACCAAGGAGCUGUACCUUAAUUUAAAAUCCUCUGAUACAUUUGUGGCGGAAUAUCGGAAGUGGAUGGACAAGGUAGGGCAUGGGAUGCCUUAUCAUUUUGGGCACAGCACUAUUUCAUUACCUAAAGAGCCUGCUGUGGUGGAACAUGCACCUGCUGGACUGGUUGCUGGAGCAUCUGCAUCUUCCCCGGCCAAGGGGGUUGGAACGAUGCAUGCUCCGAACUUGGCCAACCGGUAUUUCCGGCAUGUAAUCCAUUGCAAGGGAUGCAGAACCAUCAUUAAAGCUUUCCAAGCCUGGAAAAAUGCCCUUACCGCCGCGGCUCUUGCACUGACCGCUUUGGCGAUCCUUGCAUCUGGAAGGCAGUGGAAGGCCCUUCUUUUAGUGCUGGCAACCCUGUGCUCUGCUGGGGUUUAUGGAUGCUCAACUGCCAUUGCACUGAACACAACCAACUUCAUAAGGAUACAUAGGAGAUUGUAAAAGACCAUCAGAAUUACUCGGCACAAAUUCGCUGGUUGGUUGGGAAUAUAUUUAUGAAUUCAAGAUGGCCCACCGAAAGGAGUGGGAAAUAA